Microdochium trichocladiopsis is the source of this 474-nucleotide messenger RNA. RefSeq lists its product as uncharacterized. The transcript is spliced from 2 exons. The record is from RefSeq and is a predicted model, not a curated record. Bases 1 to 474 code for a protein of 157 amino acids. Lineage: Eukaryota; Fungi; Ascomycota; Sordariomycetes; Xylariales; Microdochiaceae.
AUGGUCCCUGUUCAACACUACUCGCUCUUCUUCACGCUCCUCCCUCCUGAGAUCCGCAACCAGAUCUACGAGUGUUACACAAUCGACUACAUCAAGCAUGCCGCUCUUCGAGUCCACCCUAUGAAGCUUGUCCCUGCCUGGCCGGAUCGUCACGCCUUCGGACCUUCGACACUUUCACAUCAACUGGCACUCUUUUCUCGGGAACUCACAGCUCGCCGACCCCCUCCGGAAACAGUGGACGUCAUUGUCAUUCAUCAGCGCCUGACGGUCUUCGUUGUAGAGCUCCUCGCGUCGUGCAAAAAGGUCUGCCCGUCAGCAGAGAGUGUUGAGUUCAACGGCUGUUUCCCACGCUUAGUCGUGGAACGCGUCAAGAGCUUGGUCGUGGUGAAGGACGAUAUCAUUCUUGGACUGGGCAAGGUGAAGCGGGAGGAGGGCGCUGACUUCUUCGAAUCAUUCGUGGUCAAGAAUUUCUAA